AAUAAAUAAUAAAACCACCGCAUCCUCUCUCUCUCUGCUUACAUUCUUCUUCAUUAACUGUAACCUGUCAGUCAGGUGUCUUGCUUCUUUAUAGUUAUUAAAGCCCUCCCUCCCUCCCUCUUCCUCCAUCUCUGAAAUACAAAUAAACGGAAGAGAAAGAUGCUUGUUACAGCAAUGCAGACAAGAACAGUAGAAGUGAGGAAUGUAUCAGAUCUAGCAAGUGAGAGAGAGGUUCACGAGUUCUUCUCCUUCUCUGGCGAAAUCGAACACAUUCACAUCCAGCGUGAAAAUGGGCAAUCAAAAACUGCGUUUGUCACAUUCAAAGAUCCUAAAGCACUUGAAAUUGCGUUGUUGUUAUCGGGAGCAACUUUAGUAGACCGGAUAGUGACUAUAACCCCUGCUGAAAAUUAUGUACUGAAUCGUGAGCUACAGGAAGUAAGGAACGUGGAAAAUGCUGUCUCUGUAGUUCCUUCGGAAAACUUCCCCUCAAAUGUUGAGCAGGGGAAAACUAGCCCUUCAGGCAGUGGAAGAGUCUAUGUCAGCAGAGCACAAGAAGUAGUCACGAGUGUGCUAGCAAAAGGUUCGGCUAUUAGCCAAGAUGCAAUGAAUAAGGCCAAGGCAUUUGAUGAGAAACAUCGAUUGAGUGCGAGUGCAUCUGAGAAGGUAACUUCUUUUGACCGGAGAGUUGGGCUAACAGAGAAAUUGACGAUUGGAAUUUCAGUAGUUAAUGAGAAAGUGAAGUCUGUUGACCAAAGGCUUCAUGUGUCGGAUAAAACAAUGGCAGCUAUAUUUGCAGCAGAAAGGAAGCUAAAUGACACAGGAUCAGCUGUAAAAUCGAGCAGGUAUGUGAGUGCUGGAACAGCCUGGCUAAAUGGUGCCUUUAGUAAGGUGGCGAGGGCUGGGCAGGUCGCUGGUACAAAAACAAGAGAAAAGUUCAAUUUGGCUGUUUCGAAUUUGACUGCUAAGGAAUCUCCAAUUGCUGUAUGAGCCAGAAAUUCAGUGUCAGCUGAAAUUGCUUCAUCAAACGUAUUGUUGCAUGCAUUUAACUUCUAUGUUGCUCCAAUCACCAAAUUUGGAGAAAAGGAUAUAUAGAAUUUGGAGUUUCUGGUUCGGUAUGAAGGAUGAGAGCAAUUUGUGCAGUGUCCCCAUAAUGCAUUCGUCUAUGGUUUGGUUCAUGCGUGUCAAUUCAAUUCAAUACUUAUUUCAAUAUUCUUUGGUUCCAAGGGUAUUCUAUGCCUAUGGCUUCCUUGUAAUUUUGCAGUUUGCAACAUUGUUUGUUUCCAAGUCACAACGAUAAUUCACCAAGAGAGAAUGCUUUCUCUUCCUGUUACCAGUUAUGGCUUUGUUAUCUUCAUUGUCUUUCACCAAAUCUAUUUAUUUGAACUAUCCUAGAGUUGUUUUGAAAUGGAAGUCUGUUGUAGGAUAAAUUUGAUAGGCAAGCUGGGAUAUUUUUUUCAGUGUUUGUAAUAAUUGAUGUGUGAGACAUAAUGAGCAGGGUGAAAUUUUUGUGUCGCA
This is a messenger RNA of Populus trichocarpa (black cottonwood), 1515 nucleotides long. RefSeq names its product binding partner of ACD11 1. The record is from RefSeq and is a predicted model, not a curated record. The coding region runs from base 160 to 987 and encodes 275 amino acids. Gene Ontology annotation, molecular function: RNA binding. Lineage: Eukaryota; Viridiplantae; Streptophyta; Magnoliopsida; Malpighiales; Salicaceae. The transcript has 8 exons.